Sclerotinia sclerotiorum 1980 UF-70 is the source of this 1923-nucleotide messenger RNA. RefSeq lists its product as hypothetical. The record is from RefSeq and is a predicted model, not a curated record. Gene Ontology annotation, biological process: translational elongation. Gene Ontology annotation, molecular function: translation elongation factor activity; GTPase activity; GTP binding. Bases 1 to 1923 code for a protein of 640 amino acids. NCBI's taxonomy places the organism in Eukaryota, Fungi, Ascomycota, Leotiomycetes, Helotiales, Sclerotiniaceae. The transcript is spliced from 2 exons.
AUGACUUCAAAAGGCAAACAGCUUCCACAUGAGCGGCGGAAAGGCGAAUCUGCUCUCAGUGAAUUCGCGGAAUAUGUUGAAAAGCAACAAGCACUUCGAUAUCCCUCUCAUUCUACUGCCAGUUCAACCACAGCAGGUCCAUCAACCACCGCAUCAUCUACCACUUGUGUCGAGGAUCAUGCCGAGCUUACGGAUAUCUUAAAUUCUCUUGAUAUAGCAGAUACUAGUCCUCAAGUACGAAUAAAAGAUCUACUGCUCUCAACUGAAGACGAGAAAUUGACGGUCCUUCAAAAUGUGUUGGAGAUGCGAUUGGAGGAGGGACAUGGAGAGACUAUCUUUGAGAUUGGAUUCGAGAAUAACGGUGAUAUAAUGGGAAUGAACAGAGAGGAGUGGGAUGUUGCUCUUAAAAGAUUAAGAGAAGCUGCAGGGAAAUGUAAUAGUGAUUGUCAAGUACUUUUGACAAAAGGAGUGGGUGGCGAGGUAGAGGGCGAGAGUGGAGAGUCAAAAGAAAAAGAUUGUACAGGAAAGAUUCUAAUACGACAACAUCCUGCUAGUGUGGAAGAGGUCAUCGAGACAAGAAUUGCCGUGGUAGGAAAUGUUGACGCGGGCAAAAGUACCAUGUUAGGUGUAUUGGUGAAGGGUGGAUUGGAUGAUGGAAGAGGAAAAGCAAGAGUCAAUCUCUUUCGACAUAAACACGAAAUCGAAAGCGGAAGAACUAGUUCUGUGGGAAUGGAAAUCAUGGGUUUUGAUACCAUGGGGAAAGUUAUCGCAUCCGAUGUUCCAGGGAGAAAAUUAUCAUGGGAAGAAAUUGGUAAACGAUCAGCGAAAGUUAUCUCCUUCACCGAUUUGGCUGGUCAUGAACGAUACUUACGAACCACCGUCUUUGGACUUCUAUCUUCAUCCCCAAAUUACUGUUUACUGAUGGUCGCUGCAAAUAAUGGUCUCAUUGGUAUGAGUAAAGAACAUCUCGGUAUCGCCCUCGCGUUGAAUGUUCCAGUUAUGGUUGUCAUUACCAAAAUUGACAUUUGCCCUCCUCAAAUUCUUGAACAAACCAUCAAACAAAUUACUGGAAUAUUAAAAAGUCCUGGAGCAAGGAAAAUUCCAAUUUUUAUCAAGAAUCGAGAGGAAUGUAUUAAUACCGCCACUCAAUUCGUCAGUCAACGGAUUUGUCCAAUCUUCCAAGUAUCUAACGUCACUGGAGAAUCUCUGGAUCUCGUUCGAGCAUUUCUUAAUAUUCUCCCUCAUCAUGGUCAUUAUGAUGCCGAGGCACCUUUCGAAUUUCACGUCAAUGAUACCUUCUCUGUUCCAUUCGUAGGAACUGUAGUAUCAGGGAUUGUCAAAUCAGGUGUUGUCCACGCCGGUGAUACUGUACUCAUUGGACCCGACUCAUUAGGUCAAUUUACAACCACAACCAUUCGUUCCAUUGAACGUAAACGCAUACCAGUCCCAGCUACAUCCGCUGGUCAAUCAGCCUCUUUCGCACUGAAACGAGUUCGGAGAAAAGAUGUUCGAAAGGGAAUGGUGGUUCUUCCUAAACUCGAACAUAAUUCCCCUAAAGUCUAUCGAGAAUUCGUCGCGGAAGUUUUGAUUCUUUCCCAUGCGACCACUAUCAAGACGAAAUAUCAGGCGAUGUUACAUGUAGGACCCGUUAGUCAAACAUGUGCCAUAAUUGAUAUUGAUCGAAGUUAUAUCCGAACAGGUGAUAGGGCAACAGUUGCUUUUCGAUUUGUGCAAAGACCUGAGUACUUGGCUCCGGGUGAUAGAUUGUUGUUUAGAGAAGGUAGAACGAAAGGAUUGGGAAUCGUGAAGAGUGUAGGUUAUGAUCCGGCAAAACCGUUAGGAGGUGUUAAACCUGAAUCUGAAGGUACAGACACGGAACCUGUAAAGACGGAUGUCCCAGCUGAGGAAUCAAAAGCUACUUAG